AUGAAGAACGAAAUUAAUUCUGCACUUGAUCUACUUGUGGCAUACGUUCAACGCUUCGGUUCAAUAAAAGAGGAAAAUAUCGAAGAAUUUCGAAGUCAUCUUCAACAAAAUUUACUUCAACGCUAUCAAGGACAUUGGUAUCCUGACAAGCCUGCUAAAGGACAAGCUUAUCGAUCAUUAGAAUUCAAUGAAGAAAAUGAUUAUUGUGAUUUAAUCGUUUCACAAAUAUGUAAUGAUUUAGGCUUUGCACCAAAUCUACUCGGUAUCCGACAUGAAUUAAUAUUAUGGAUCGAUCCAUAUGAAGUCACUAUCAGACUUGGAAAUCAUGCGUUCCCAAAAGAAAAUCAACAAUUAGUGGUUGCGAAAUUUGACACCGAAGGCAAUGAACUUGUUCGAAAUGACCUUGAUUCAUUAUUUUAUCAAAGUCGUAUACCAAUGGUUACGACAACUGUAUCACGAUCAUCAACAAAUAGUUCACCAUGCAAUUCAGCUAGCUGUUCUGGUUCAUCAACACCGCAACGUACAUCGUCACCAUAUCCAGUUACACAACAAUCUUUAAUAAUUCCAUCAGCUCCGUUGCCAGCAACAGUCUAUCAUAAUGGUCCAUUAUUUACACCGCCGCGAGCACUAUCGCCGCAAGCACCGGAAUUUCAAACGAUAUCAUCAACACCAAUUAAAGUUCCAGUUAAACAUGAACAAAAUUAUCGACUACAAAACCAUGCUGAAUCGGUGUCAUCCGAAGGUUCGCCUAUUGAUGGCAAUAUUUUUCAACCAGAUCGUUCGGAUACACCGUAUUCAAUGCAUAGCACUACGUCAAAUGAAUCAUCUGAUAGUGGUUAUUGUGGAUAUGUUGAAAGUUUUCCUUAUUAUUAUAAACUCAAUCGUUUGUACAAAGCAUUGGCUAUACAAAAAUUUUCAGCAAAUACAAACACAACCGGUAAAAUUACACCUAAUCCAUCAAUAUCUCAACAUCAUCGUCGUUUACCACAUCAGUAUCAAAAUCAACCACAGUAUAAGAAUUUUAAUAAUCAUAAUAUGAUUCCAUCAUCAUUAUCUGCAUCUCCUCCAACACCAACUCCAAUGAAUAUCAAUCAAUUAUCACCUUUCUAUGUUCAACAAGCAUCGUACCUUCCAAUGUCAACGACCGCCACGGACAGUCGAAAAUCUAAGUAUUAA
This is a messenger RNA of Rotaria socialis, 1176 nucleotides long. Lineage: Eukaryota; Metazoa; Rotifera; Eurotatoria; Philodinida; Philodinidae. The record is from the annotation of a GenBank genome assembly.